CUGCAGUCGUGGAGCUCAAGACCCCCACCACCAAGAAAGACGGUUACACCUUACAUCCUUAACCUCGUCAAACGGAUUGAAGCAAAACAUUCAUCACUCAUUCUGCAGUCGAUGACAGAGCCACUCAACGGCUCACUCAAAACUCCUGAAGAUGAUGGACAAACUGGACAUGAGAGUGUCUUCUGAAACUUGUGUCGUAACAGACUGUAGCUACUCCAGAACAUUUACAUGUAGCUUUUGCAUUAUACUUACCAAGUAACAUGCAGAGUACUGAGAUGUGUAUAUAAGGGAAAGUGUAUUAUGACGAUUUU
Molecule: messenger RNA, 311 nt
Organism: Geodia barretti
Lineage: Eukaryota; Metazoa; Porifera; Demospongiae; Tetractinellida; Geodiidae
Source: the annotation of a GenBank genome assembly